Messenger RNA from Varanus komodoensis (Komodo dragon), 4186 nucleotides. RefSeq names its product valyl-tRNA synthetase 2, mitochondrial (gene VARS2). Gene Ontology annotation, molecular function: valine-tRNA ligase activity; ATP binding; aminoacyl-tRNA deacylase activity. Lineage: Eukaryota; Metazoa; Chordata; Lepidosauria; Squamata; Varanidae. The record is from RefSeq and is a predicted model, not a curated record. Gene Ontology annotation, cellular component: cytosol. Gene Ontology annotation, biological process: valyl-tRNA aminoacylation. The transcript is spliced from 30 exons. The coding region runs from base 124 to 3411 and encodes 1095 amino acids.
GCUCCUGCCGGGGCUCCGCGCCCUCCCCGCCGCACGCCGCGCCGCGCCGCCCCUUCGGAAGGUUCCAUUGCUCUGUGUUUUCCUCCAUGCACACAUGAGAGCCGGACACCCCCGUUUCCAAGCAUGCCAUCAGCCCCACUAAAUCCCGGCCCCAGACAGGCCCUGUGUGGUCUCUGCCGUCUGCUUCUCUGGACUAAGAGGAGGUGCCAGGAUGUCCCUGGAGGUUGGAAGUCCUAUUCUCAAGCAACCCAGACAGAUCACCCCCACCCUGUGGGGAAGGCGGCCCACCUGAAAAACAAGGCAGAAAAACAGAAGCGGCAGCGAGAGAGAUUGGCUUCCAUUGAAGCUGGGCUGGUCACCGGGAUGAAGGAAGAGCCACCCAGCCAAGGAAGGAACCGUUCCUUGAGAAUCCUGGCUGAAUAUGACAUCCCGACUCCGGCAGGACAAAAGAAAGACACCUCAAGGCCACUGCCCACUUCUUACAGCCCACGCUACGUCGAAGCUGCUUGGUACACUUGGUGGAUGAAGGAGGGAUUUUUUAAACCAGAAUAUCAGCAUCAGGUGCCCCAUUGGAAGCCAGAAACAUUUUCCCUCUCUAUCCCCCCGCCUAACGUUACGGGGUCCCUACAUCUGGGGCAUGCCUUGACCGUGGCUAUUGAGGAUGCUCUGGUCCGGUGGAAGAGGAUGCAGGGCUAUAAGGUUUUGUGGGUUCCAGGAUCGGAUCAUGCUGGAAUUGCUACUCAGGCUGUGGUAGAAAGAAAGAUCUGGAAGGAACGGGGAGUCCUGCGGCAACAGCUCUCACGGGAGGAAUUCCUCCAAGAGGUGUGGACCUGGAAAGAAGAAAAAGGAAACGAAAUAUUCCAACAGCUGAAGGUGAUGGGAGCAUCAUUGGACUGGGACCGAGUCUGUUUCACUAUGGAUUCUGGUUUCUCCCAAGCAGUAACAGAGGCCUUUGUGCAGCUAUAUGAGCAAGGCAUGAUAUAUCGGGACAGGCGCCUGGUGAACUGGUCGUGUGCCUUGCAAUCUGCCAUUUCUGACAUUGAGGUAGAGAACAAGCACCUUAAGGGGCGGACAGAGCUCUCUGUGCCCGGAGUCCAGGGAAAAGUACCAUUUGGGGUCUUGGUGACAUUUGCCUACAAAGUAGAAGGAGAGGAAGGUGUGGAGCUUCCUGUGGCCACGACUCGACCAGAGACCAUGUUGGGAGAUGUUGCUGUUGCUGUGCAUCCAGAAGACCCACGGUACACACACCUCCAUGGCAAGAGGCUGCGUCAUCCAUUCACUGGACGUCUCCUGCCUGUCAUUACUGAUCCUUUGGUGGAGCAGGAGAUGGGCACAGGGGCUGUGAAGGUGACACCAGCACACAACUACUUGGACCAUGAAAUGGCCUGUGGGCAUGGCCUACCAUGUGUUUCCGUUAUUGCAGAAGACGGUACGAUGACAUCAGAGUGUGGGGAAUGGCUGCAGGGGCUGAAUAGGUUCCUGGCCCGAGAAAAGGUGUUGGCUGCUUUGAAGGAGAAAGGCCUCUAUCGGGGGGCAAGGGAGCAUCCCUUGGUGCUCCCUCUGUGCAGCCGCUCUGGGGACGUGAUCGAAAUCCUCUUGAAGAGCCAGUGGUUUCUCCGAUGCGAAGAAAUGGCUCACAAGGCCUUGGAGGCUGUAGAAUCUGGAUGCUUGAAGUUCACCCCUAGAUUUCAAGAGAAAAAAUGGAGGACUUGGCUCUUGAAUAUCAAGGACUGGUGUAUUUCUCGCCAGCUGUGGUGGGGACAUCAGAUUCCAGCUUACCGCGUCUCAGUUCCUGGGCCAUCUCCCAGAGCGGAGCAGAAGAACGAGGAAUUAUGGGUAGUGGGCAGGACUGAAGCAGAGGCUCAGAAGAAAGCAGUGAGCAUGCUGGGAAAAUCAGAAGAGGACCUAGAGCUGGUGAGAGAUGCUGAUGUCCUGGACACUUGGUUCUCCUCUGGCCUCUUCCCCUUUGCUGCUUUGGGCUGGCCCCAUCAGACAGGAGACCUCCAGCAGUUCUAUCCCAAUAGCCUCUUGGAGACAGGGAGUGACCUGCUGUUCUUCUGGGUGGCCCGGAUGGUGAUGCUGGGAAAACAGCUAACUGGAAAGCUGCCUUUCUCUCAGGUCAUGCUUCACUCGAUGGUCUGCGAUGCUCACGGCAGGAAGAUGAGUAAAUCUCUUGGGAAUGUGAUUGACCCCCUGGAUGUGGUCCGCGGGGCCCCUUUGCAGGUCCUACAAGAAAACCUUCAAAAGAGUAAUUUGGAUCCACGAGAGGUUGCCAUUGCGAUGGAAGGUCAGCGGCGAAAUUUCCCCCAAGGAAUCCCUGAAUGUGGCGCUGAUGCUCUAAGGUUUGCUCUCUGCUCCUACUGUGCCCAAGGAGACAGCAUCAACCUGGACGUAGCUGCAGUGGAGAAUGCCAAUCGUUUCUGCAACAAGGUGUGGAAUGCUCUGAAGUUUACUUUGGCAGCCCUAGGAGAUGGGUUUGCUCCACUGGAUCCAGAGGAGGUUUUCCCAAGCUCCCCAAUGGAGAAGUGGAUCCUCAGUCACCUCUAUCACACAGCAGAAGUCUGUGCCCAGAAGUUUGAGGAGUAUGAGCUGCAUUCUGCCGCUUCUUCAGUCCAUCUUUUCUGGCUGCACAAUUUCUGCGAUGUCUACCUGGAGUCUGUGAAACCCAUACUGAGGAGCGGAGAUCCAGCUCGACUCCUCUCCACCCGCCAUACCCUGCACAGCUGCGUGGACUUGGCUCUGCGCCUCCUGUCUCCCUUCAUGCCUUUCCUUUCAGAGGAGCUCUGGCAGCGGCUGCCCAAGAUCAGCUCCCAAGCACCUCCCAGCAUCUGUGUGGCCAGAUGCCCAAACACAGAGCACCUGGCUCAUUGGUGCCAUCCUGAGGAAGAGGCAAACUUCCUGCUAGUACAAGAAGUCAUCAGAGCUGUGCGUGCCCUGAGGGCAACUUACCAACUUACCAAAGCUCGGCCAGCAGUGUAUCUGGUUUGCCCAGAGGCAGCUCCCCUUGGUGUCUACGAGAAAUAUCGGGAACCGCUGCAGACUCUGUCCUUGGCUGGAUCUCUGAGGUUCCUCCCUGAUUCCGAGGCAGUACAGCCACCAGAGAGCUGCAUCACUGCCAGGACAAAGUAUCACACCACCGUCUGUGUGGAUCUGCAAGGAUUGGUUGACCCCCAAAGGGAGCUCCUCAGAUUGGCAUCUCGGCAACAGAAACUGGAAGAGCAGCUGGCGGAUCUCACAGCGCGGGUUCAGGGGGCCAAAUAUCAGAAAGAGGCCUCCUUAAAAACAAAAUCAGAUCACCAACAAAAGGUUUCAUUGUUUCAGUCAGAGCUGGAACAAAUAGAACUUGCCACAGCAACAUUCCAGAAGAUGGCUAGAAGGCAAGGAUUGUCUGCUGAGAGGGCUGAGUCCUGAGAACUAGCAGAGUUCGUUUUGCACUGGGGAGCUAUGGGGACUAAGCAUGGAGGAAGAUGUUGGAAGGGUUACAUGGCUCUCAGCCAUCAAUUUUUUUUUUUUUUUUUUGCCCUGUCCGCUGCAGUCAACACACUGACUUGAACUCUGGUUGAAUUCCAGAAGCAUCAGUCAACUGGUAUGCCUCACUAAUCAUGGAGCCCGCGGAAGAGAAGUUUCUCUCCAGCAGUCAUCCGUGCCAGUCUUUCCUGCUGCCCAUGGAAUUGUGGGCCAUUGGAAUGUGUAAUAUCUCUUCCAGCCACCAGAGGUCAACAUUGCGCUGCGGCAUAACCACACAUUGUUCCUGCAUCUUGGAUGCUGUGGGCCAUUUCAAGUGUUUGAUGUGGUCUCUGAGCACCAUGUCAGAUUCUUCCCAAGGAUUCUCUAACUUGUAACCCUGGCUGUCAGUGGGGAUAGCCACUGGCUACCCAUAAGUCAUUGUCAUAACCACAGAUGCUGAAAAAUUUGUUGCUCUCUCACUGUGGAAAAAGCUGCCAUGGGUGUACACCUGCAUCUGUGACUGCCCAGGUUUCUGCACAAGGUUCUGCCAAUGGCUGUACCCCAGGGACCCCUGGGGCGCAUCAUUUGAGAAGGAUUGGGCAGAAACUUGUGUACAUCUCUGUUGGCUGCUUAAUUGGAACCAAUCGCCAUGCCAGGACCUGAAAUGUAAAAUUAUGUAAUUUGCCAUUUCACUCUGUAUUAAAGUAUCUGGAGUGUCUUGUACUCUAGUAUCUUUGAA